Molecule: messenger RNA, 390 nt
Organism: Aspergillus niger
Lineage: Eukaryota; Fungi; Ascomycota; Eurotiomycetes; Eurotiales; Aspergillaceae
Exons: 2
Coding region: 1-390 (129 amino acids)
Source: RefSeq, a predicted model, not a curated record
AUGUGUCGAGGGCGGACAGUAGGUCGGCCGCUGUUGCUCCGGACUCCGGGAAAGACCGGGGACCGACCGCUCCCACUGUCAUGGGGAAGUUCUAGCCAGACGCUCGCUCAUUCCAGCGCAACAGGCGUCGUUCGCAACUUGGCUGUGAUCAUCUUGGCGGCAAUUCUCCGUCGUACUGGGGGAAAGGUCACAGGACGUUGCCAAGAACUGCCGUGGAAUGUCCAGAGGGGAGGGAUGAGCAUUGAGCAAGGGGCAGUCGAAACGGGGACCACUCGGUUUUUCUACUCCGCCUCUCAGCUGAAGGGAUCCCUCAUCUUCAUGGUUGCAUGGGUCGGAAUCGUGACCCUCCCAAGAGGCUGUGAUGUCUGUGAUGUUGAAGGUUUCGGGUGA